AACUUCACUAAAAUGGACUCUUCAAUAAUCAUAAGUGACCUUGAGCUUAGAGGGAUGUAUUGAACUUUAUAACACGAUUGUUUCGGUUUCAGUUUGUUUGUAGACGUAUUGAUAAGAGAAUAAACUUGUUACUCAUAUAGCACUUGAAGUCAGUUUCGACAACAUUCGAUAACACAUAACAUGGAGGAACAGUCUCUAGUGAAUUUAUACGAAUCCGUGAUGAGCAAAGAGUAUGAAGACUUGAACUGGGUGGAUAUUGUCUUGUCUAUGAACGAAAUACGUAAGGCUUACAGGAAAAUAGACAGCAGCGCUCCUAUAUCGACUAUCGACUACAAUUCUAACAGCUACCGCUUCGCGUAUAUAUACUUGUACGCCGUGUGUCAUACCGCUACCAUGCGAGAAAUGAUGAAGAUGCUGGAAUCUAACCAAAUGUCAACGUUCUUGCAGAUGAUGGCAUUUGGCAAGGAUCUAAAUGUGUGCUGCUUGGGUGGAGGGCCAGGCUGCGAAAUGAUCGGAUUUCUAUGCGGUUUAAAUAGGAGUUUAUGCUCUACGCUGUUUUCUGAUCAGCGAAACAUCAGUUUCACCGUAUUAGAUACCUGUUCCGGAUGGAGCAUUUCCCUGAAACACGUACUGGAAGCCUUUCUGAAAAGUGACCUGGGCCGGAAUUACACUUCCAAUUUCACUUGCAACUUCGAGCAGGCAAAUCUAUGCUCCUUCUUGCAUGCGGAAGCGUUAUAUCCCAUAAUGAAUGCCAAUAUUAUUACUAUGGUUAAGUUCGUUUCUGUAGUGUCACACUGCUAUAAAAAUAACAGUUAUUACUUGCAGGUGAUACUGAAGCUAAUGAAACCGGGUUCGUUUCUAUUAUUUUUGGAUAACAGAACGGGUGGGUUCUUCGAGAUAGUUUCCGAAAUAGCAAGUGAAAAUAAUCUAGUGUUGCUGUAUCGAUGUAAUGCCGUAUACCAGCAUAACGGAGAUAUUCAAUUCCAAAAAUAUAUAUUUCAACCCGAUCCUUUAAGGAUAUCAAAAGUCACAUUUGCAGUCUGGAAAAAGAAGGAAAUGAAUACAUGCGUUUGCCUAUAAGUCACUUUUUUUUUUUAAUUUGAAAAUUUUAAUUUUAAAAAUUAAAAAGCUUGCCUGUAAUUGGAUAGCUUUAAAUAUAUAU
Centruroides sculpturatus (bark scorpion) is the source of this 1162-nucleotide messenger RNA. RefSeq lists its product as uncharacterized. The record is from RefSeq and is a predicted model, not a curated record. The transcript has 2 exons. The coding region runs from base 181 to 1080 and encodes 299 amino acids. Lineage: Eukaryota; Metazoa; Arthropoda; Arachnida; Scorpiones; Buthidae.